GGGGCGUGGAGCGGCAUGCGGGCGGCCGUGCCUUCGGUGCCUGCCGUGCUGUGCGGCUCGGCCGGGCUGUUGCUGCUGCUCCUGCGAUGGCGGCGUUGGAGGGGGCUCUGGAGGAAGGUGAAGGAGGCUCGGGAGAGGCAGGAGAGAGGCUUGGAGCAGAUGGACAAGGCUGUGCGCGCAUUUCGGCAGCAGCAUCCCUCGGUGAACUUGGUCUCCAUCCUCUCGCUUUCUUUGCCGGAGCUCUCCAAGAAAAUCCAGGAUGGUUCCCUCCCUCCAGAGCAUGUCUUCUAUGCCUACGUGGGAAAGGCCCUCCAGAUUGCUAGAGAAACAAACUGCAUCACAGAGUACAUGCAGGAAAGCGAGACCCAGCUCCAGCACACAAAGCCUGGGGAGAAGAAGGGUUUGCUCUAUGGGGUGCCUGUCAGCAUCAAGGACUCCAUCAACUGCCAGCUGAUGCAGAAUACGCUUGCUGUGGUGGAUGAUAGGAUUUGCUGCCCAUUUCCCACACAAGCCAACGGAGAAGGCUGGUUGGAUUUUGUUAGCAAUACACCACACAAUGGCCAUGACUCUAUGUUGGGGUUUGUGAAAAACAUCGAUAAGCCCGUGGCAGAGGACAGCGUGCUGGUGCAGGUGCUCAAGAGACAAGGGGCAAUUCCAUUUGUGAAAACCAAUGUUCCCCAGUCCCUCAUCAGCUAUGACUGCAAUAACUUAAUCUUCGGUCAGACGUGUAACCCCCUGCUCUACACCAGAACUCCUGGAGGCUCCUCCGGUGGAGAAGGGGCUCUCAUAGGAGGAGGUGGGUCCAUCCUGGGCUUUGGCACAGACUUAGGAGGGAGCCUGCGUUUCCCUGCUGCCUUCUGUGGGAUCUGUGCGCUCAAACCUACUGGGAACAGACUCAGCAAAAAAGGAGUCAUUUCUGGUAUCUGUGGGCAGAAGUCAGUGACCCCAGCUGUGGGGCCGAUGGCAAAAGAUGUGGAGAGCCUGGCACUGUGCAUGCGAGCACUGCUGUGCGAGGACAUGUUCAACCUGGACAGCACUGUUCCUCCCCUUCCCUUCAAUGAAGAGGUGUAUUCCAGUACACAGCCCCUCCGCAUAGGCUAUUAUGAAACAGAUUUCUUCACCAUGCCGAGCCCUGCCAUGAGACGUGCUGUUCGGGAGACAAAGCAGCUCUUGGAGGAUGCUGGCCACACGCUGGUGCCCUUUGAACUUACAAAUGUGGACUACUCGCUUUAUAACUUCUGCUUCAGGGGAAUGUUUGCAGAUGGAGGUGUCACUUUUCUCAACAAUUUUGAAGGGGAGCUGGAGAAAGGCAACUUGGGGAUAUUCUUCUGGUUGGUGAAGUCACCAAACUGGAUGAAAACUCUGCUGUCCUGGAUUACCAAACCCUUUGUGCCUCGGUUGUCAAAUGUCAUAAGAAGUUUGAGAGCAAACACAGUGGAAGAACUCUGGAGUCUUCAUCGUGAAAUUGAGGAGUCUUGCCAUCAGUUUAUCGCCCAGUGGAAGAAGCUGAAUCUGGAUGUGAUGCUUUGUCCCAUGCUGGGCCCAGCUCUCCUUAUUGGCUACCCAGCAAAGCUUUCAGUGGCAGUCAGCUACACCAUGCUCUACAACUCCUUGGACUUCCCUGUCGGUGUUGUCCCCGUCACGUUGGCGACGGAUGAGGAUGAGAAGGAGCUGAAGAACUACCAAGGCUAUUUCCGAGACUGGUGGGACCGGGGCCUGGCAACGGCUUUUAGCAGUGCCGAGGGGAUGCCGGUGGCUGUGCAGUGUGUGGCCUUGCCGUGGCAGGAGGAGCUGUGCCUCCGGUUCAUGAAGGAAGUGGAGACGCUUGUCACGAAGAAAAACAUGAUUGUCUGAGUCCUCACCCAGAGCGGGAUUUGAGCUCAGCGCGGUGCAAGCUGCCCUCGCAUCUCACCUGCCUGCAGGACUGGCAUUCCCAUUCAUGAUUGGGUGGAUUGUGGAAAAGUGAGACGAGGUCAAAUGUUUACACCAAUUUACCCAAUACAGUGAUUUUUGUUAGUGGAAA
Molecule: messenger RNA, 2023 nt
Organism: Centrocercus urophasianus (Greater sage-grouse)
Lineage: Eukaryota; Metazoa; Chordata; Aves; Galliformes; Phasianidae
Product: fatty-acid amide hydrolase 1-like
Exons: 16
Coding region: 16-1854 (612 amino acids)
Biological process (GO): fatty acid catabolic process
Molecular function (GO): amidase activity; fatty acid amide hydrolase activity
Source: RefSeq, a predicted model, not a curated record